AUGGAUGGCCUAAGUAUUGCAGCAAGCAUUAUUGCGGUUGUUGAUGUGUCGGUUAAGGUAAUCACUUUAUGUUCGCAAUACUCUAAGGCAGUCGCCAAUGCUGGAGACGACAUAGCGCGCCUGGCAACGCUGGUAAAGGGUCUUAAAACUACGCUGGACCACGCCAAAGCACUGAUCGAAGCUCCGCAAGGCGCAUCGUUGUCUACGUCGCACGAUUUACAAGAGCAGCUCGUGGGAUGUCAAACCACGCUUCGAGAGCUGAAUAAGAAGCUCGAACCAGGCGUCGCUCGUGCGUCAAAGCACCGGUUCUGGGCUCGAGCCCUCAAGUGGCCAUUUAGCCAUGGAGAACUCGAGGCUACGGUGUCUAUUCUUGAACACUAUCAUCGCAGGAUUAUGGAUGGUCUACAGAUUGAUCAAACCACUAUGCUUCUUCAUAUCAAAAAUGGCGUCGACAACUUCCCAGCUCCAACGGAAGAGGACGUGUCCAUAGCUAAAAAGCCUCAUUUUGUCGUACCUUUUCCUCAGGAUCCAGAUUUCGUCCCACGACCGGCUGUUCAGGCACAGAUUCGCAAGCAACUUUCGGGUAAGGCGAGUCGAUUAGCACUCAUUGGUAUGGGAGGGUUUGGGUAG
Messenger RNA from Beauveria bassiana ARSEF 2860, 630 nucleotides. RefSeq names its product vegetative incompatibility protein HET-E-1. The record is from RefSeq and is a predicted model, not a curated record. The transcript has 2 exons. Lineage: Eukaryota; Fungi; Ascomycota; Sordariomycetes; Hypocreales; Cordycipitaceae. Bases 1 to 630 code for a protein of 209 amino acids.